Messenger RNA from Brenthis ino (lesser marbled fritillary), 927 nucleotides. Lineage: Eukaryota; Metazoa; Arthropoda; Insecta; Lepidoptera; Nymphalidae. The record is from the annotation of a GenBank genome assembly.
AUGAAUUUAAACAUUCAGUUCUAUUAUAAAAUAAUUUCAGCCAUGAAAAUAAUAACAAGUCUCUGUGAAAUGCCCGAACUAAACAAAUGUAACGUUUACGUCAAAGAUAAAGAAGAUUUAUUAAAUAAAAUAAAUCAAAUAAUUGCUGCUGGUCAUGAAAAGUUACAAAUUGUAACAGACUUCGACCACACGCUAACAAGGCAUAAUAUGGACAAUGGAAAAGUAGUUCUCACUAGUUUUGCUAUGUUUAGAGAGUGUCCAUCAAUACCAAAAGAUUACAAAGAUGAAGAAAUUAGAUUGGCAGAUAUUUAUAAACCAAUAGAAGUAGACUCUGAAAUUAGUAUUGAGGAGAAAACCAAACAUAUGGUAGACUGGUAUGUGGCUGCCCAUAAUUUAUUAAAAGGAAUGAAGUUCCCAAGAAAUGAACUGGUAGAAGUUAGCAAGAAAAUGGUGGAAUGCUUCAGGAUAGGCGUGUCAGAUUUAAUAAACUGGAGUGAAUAUAAGCAAGUUCCAAUGUUAGUAUUUUCUGCUGGACUUGGAGAUUGUGUUGUGGCAGCUUUGAAGUCUGCAAACUAUCUUUUACCUCAUGUAAAGGUUGUAUCAAACUUUCUCGCGUUCGACGAGAAUGACACAAUAGUUGGAAUCAAAGGCGACGUCAUCCAUACUUACAAUAAGAACGAAGCUGCUAUUAAAAACACAGAAUAUUACGAAAUGGUCAAAGAAAGGAACAAUGUUCUUUUGAUGGGUGAUAAUAUAGGUGAUGCUGGAAUGGCAGAGGGCAUGGACCAUUGUGACGUCAUUGUCAAAGUUGGCUUCCUUGGCCGUAAUACCGAUGCUAAUUUGCAAAACUAUAUAGACAAAUUUGAUAUUGUCCUAGUCAAUGAACACACUAUGGAUGUACCGAAUGCCAUAUUGAAAUUAGUGCUG